Molecule: messenger RNA, 1484 nt
Organism: Erythranthe guttata (spotted monkey flower)
Lineage: Eukaryota; Viridiplantae; Streptophyta; Magnoliopsida; Lamiales; Phrymaceae
Gene: DYW1
Product: Pentatricopeptide repeat (PPR) superfamily protein
Biological process (GO): RNA modification
Molecular function (GO): zinc ion binding; RNA binding; protein binding
Source: RefSeq, a predicted model, not a curated record
AACCUUUUUCCUUCCUUUCUUUUAUUAUUCAAAAAAUUCCUAAACACGUGCCAAACCAGAAAGAAGACAAGAACAAAACAAACAAACGAACAAAAAACUAUAAUUCCAUUUCCUUAUUCCCAAACCUCCAAUUAUCUUAUUGCAACCAUUCCUCUGCAGAUAAGCCUUUUCUUUCUCUUCAUAUGUAAGAAGAAUGGUACAAUUUUCUGCCAUGGCUCGUUCCAUAAGCUUCUCAUCACAUCCAAUACUUAAACCAUUCAUCACUCAUCCUAUUGAAAAUAUUAUAUUCACCACUUUCCAAAAGAAAAAAUUUCCAUUAAAAUUCUCUCACCAAGAAAUUCAUCUUCAAGAACCGAAGCCGUCAUCGAACUCGAAGCCUUUCGGCAGAGAGAGCAAUAUAAACUUAGCCCUCGAAACAUUGGAAGCAAUGGGACGAAACGAAACUCCUGCAGAACCAAUCCGUGUGUCGGAACUAAUGCAAUUCACCGUCGACUCGAAAUCUCUGCCAGCUGGCGACAGGAUUUACGAGUACGUAAUGAGAUUCUCGUCAAGUUACGACGUCUCCGUCUUCAACGAGUUGAUCGAUAUGUACUUCAAGCUCGGAGACUACAGAAGAGCCGGUCGAGUAUUCGAGCAAAUGGUAUGCAAGAACAUCGAUUCUUGGAAUACCAUGAUAAAGGGCUUGUCCGAAAACGGACAAGAAAACGAAGCAAUACAACUUUUCGCCAAACUAGUGAAAGAAGGUAAUAAUAAUACUACUAAUAGUAACAUUUCACCAAAUGAAGAAACAUUCUUGAGUGUUCUCAAGGCAUGUGAGCACUUAGGAGAUUCGGAGAAAGGGAAAUCGUAUUUCGAAUCGAUGAGCAAAGAUUACGGAAUUACCCCCUCCUUGGAUCACUACACGAGCUACGUUAAUCUUCAAAGGAAAACGAACAGAAGGGUAGUUUCGGAAAAAGAUCGUGCGAAAAAUUCGGACAAGAGUUUGGCGUACGAGAAAUUGCGAUGUUUGAGCGACGAGGCGAAGAAAGCGGGUUAUGUGGCGGAUACGAGAUACGUACUACAUGAUAUCGACGAAGAAGCUAAAGAGAGAGCUUUGAUGUAUCAUAGUGAAAGAUUGGCUAUUGCUUAUGGGCUUAUUAGGACAACUCCGGGUACAACUUUAAGGAUUAUAAAGAACCUUAGAAUUUGUGGAGACUGUCAUAAUUUUAUUAAAAUAUUGUCUAAAUUUGAGGAGAGGGAAUUUAUUGUAAGGGAUAAUAAGAGGUUUCAUCAUUUUAAAGAUGGAAUUUGUUCUUGUAGAGAUUUUUGGUAGAUUUCUUGGAUUGGUUUUAGUGUGUUUCUCAAAGCCUAUAUAUGUUUGGUUCAUGUGAUUAAGUUGUGUAUAUACUAAAAUAUUCGAAUUCGGAAUGAUAAAUUCAUCGACUUUGUUCGAAUUAAUUCGUUUCGAUUAUGAAUUUUAAAUUCUCGAUUUUCAUUUUAGGUUA